AGAGGAGCGCUGCUCGCACGCAUGAGGUCGUUCAUGGUGAUUAUAUGUAAGGCUACACCGGCGAGUCUCAAGAAAAGGUUUUCCCACAGACACACACACACGCACCCUUGCAUGCAUAGACGCCUACACCAGCUGAGAGCGGAAAAUAAAUCUCUCUCACACAGUGUUGAAGUUCCUGUGUCUCUGACAUUUUGCUUUUCUCCCAGCGUCGGACAGCGAUGAUGCUAGGUGUGUGUGAUUGAGUGUGUGUGUCUUCGAGGACUGCGACUGCUUGCGACCACCAUUGACUGUGGCACUCACCCGAAGUGUGUCGCCUCACACACACACGCCCACACUCAUCAUGGCAGCGGAGUGUGUUCCGGAGGGGCCCGACCUUAAGGAGAUGGGCGACGAAGAUGUAUGGGAGCUGAUCAACGACAACCGCCAUCGUAUCUCCCUGGGUGUGAAACCAUGCAUGUUGAUCCCCUACCUGCGCCAGGCCAGGGUCCUCACAGAGAUGGAUGAAGACGAGAUCCUCUCCAGCCUCAAGCUCACCAACCGCUCCAUGAGGACCAGUCACAUGCUGGACCUGCUGCGUAUCCAGGGGAGGAACGGCGCAAUGGCCCUGCUGGAGAGCCUGAUGAUCCACUACCCCGCCCUCUACACCCAGGUCACAGGCCGCAAGCCCAGCACCGAGCCCUCCGGCUUCAGUGGCCUGAUUAAGUGCUCGGACUUGACCGAGUACUUGGUCAGAGCCGUGACAGGGAUGCAGAAGGAGCUGCAGGAGGCUCGGCAGGAGGCCAGUCGGCUGGGGUCACGUUGCACCUCCCUUGAGGUGGAGCUAGGUCAGACUCUGGAGCAGCAGGAGGAGGCUCGCCGUCUUAAGGCCGACCACGGCCGCAUGAGGAAGAACUUGGCUGCCGCGCAACACGACAUCUUGAAGCUGAAGGACGAGAAGUGUGACCUGUAUGUGCGGUACACGGCCGCCAUCGAGGAGAGGUCGGCCGCCAACAUCCACUGCAGCGACCUCAACCUGCAGGUAUAUCAGCUUCAGUUUGAGCUGCGCAAAGCCCAGACAGAGACGGACUUCGAGAGGCAGCGCUCGCUCAAGUGCACCACCCCCAGCGAGACGCAGCAACUGCGGGAAGAGAUUAGCACUCUGCGCAGGCAGCUACUGGUGGCCGAGAAAUUCACCCCGGCACGUGAGGAUAUCCUGGCCCAAGACCUGGCUGAGGCGAGGGAUGGCCGUGUGGAGCUGGCUGAGCAGCUCAGGUGCUACAGAGAGGAGAAUGAACAGCUGGCCCGCGAGAGGCGGGAGACAGUGGAGCAUAAGGAGUGUCUGGCGCUGCAGGUUCAGAAGCUGACUCUGGACUGUGAGAUGUACCAGCAGAAGAGUACUGUCAUACAGAGCCAACUGAGGGAGCUGCAGGCAGAGAGAGACCACGCGUACCUGUCCAGAGACGAGGCCCAGGCCCAGAUAGCCAGGAGCCUGGCUGAGAAGGACACGCUGCGCAGCCAACUGGUGGAGCUCCAGGAGGUCUUCACCCUCAGGGCCUGGGGGCCCUUCCGAGGAGGCCCCGAUACACCAGGGGAGAGGAAGUUUAGCUGGGAGAGCCAGGGCUCCAGCAGUGACAGCCUCCCCUCCAGCCCCCCACCUCGUCCCCGCCUCCGCCGCAUGCAUGCAAUUUGCCCUGAUUCCUUGAGGGGAUGCAGUAUAAAGAGUUGCGAUAUCACUCCAAGUAGUGUCCGGUCCCAAAAUGUGGAGCCUCCAUGCCCAGAGUCACUGCGGAGACGAGAAGAGACCCUAUGGUACAAUCGAGACAGCUCGGAGACGGCUGAAUGUGACGUCUUACUUGACAAUGACUUUGUGUUCAUCCCCAGGGGCAAUGCGGUUGAGCAAUCUGUUAUGUCACCCACACCUUCCUGCCAAAGCAACAACAGUGAUGGUCUCUCCAGGGCGUCAGCCCCCCCGUUCCUGCUGCGCUCCCGGCCCAGGGCCAUGCGCAUCACGGGCCGGGUCCUGACCAUCUCCUUCCAGGGGGAGGCGCUGCUGAGCCAGCUGCAGGUGGUGGGGGGUAACAAGACGGGCGUGUUCGUCCACCAGGUCACUGAGGGCUCCGCCGCCAACACAGUGGGCAUUAGUUCGGGUGCACAAAUACUGGAGGUGAAGUAUGAACAGGCUCAGCAGGCUCUAAGGAUGGUUCUGGAGGACUCCACCCUGGAAGAAGCCAUGUGGGCUCUGGGGCAAGUCCGAGGCUUCUGCCACCUCUCCCUGAGGCCCAACCAAGAUGCCUAUGAGAAGCUUCUGCUCCAGCUGCAGAGUGGCGAGGCCAUGUCAGGUGACUCCUUCUACGUGCGCGUCAACAUGUCGUUACCCGGGGGCUCGCAGGACGCUCUGACCGUUUCCUGUAACGACAUCCUCCACGUCACGAGCACCCGCCCAGCGGGCGCCGACUGCUCCUGGAGGGCCAGCCACGUCCACCCUUGCCAACUGCUGGACCUCAAAACUGGCAACUUGCCCAACUACUACAGGGCCCAACGCCUGCUGAUCAGAGCUAUCGAGGACAUGAGCUUCCAACCCAUGACACUUAGAAAGGCCCAGGACAAGAAGAAGACUGUGAGGAUCGUCAGUACGGGGAGACAAGGGAGGAAUCCUCUGUGGGUCUGUGUAGAAGACAGCAAGGACAAGAGCACUGGGCCAGGGGAUGCCUCUGCACCCAGAGGCUGUUUGACCCUCAUGCCCUACACCCUGGUCACGCCCCACUACCCACCCGUCUGUCGUCCGGUCCUCCUGCUGCCCACAAUCCUCGGCCGUGUCCUGGAUCAGAAGCUGGCCGAGUGGCAGGGCUUUCAGUUGUGUGAGCCAGAGUUAUUGAGUUCCAGUGAGCACGCUGCCAGGCUGCAGAGGUCGGAGGUGCUGGAGGAGUGUGAACAGGGGGGUCAGCGGUGUUACACCCUGCAGAGUGUUGAGAGGGUCAUGAAGCAGGGUACCCACUGUGUGCUGCCUCUAGGCCUGGACUGCGUACGCCGCCUCCACAGGGCAGAGAUCUUCCCCAUCAUCAUCUUCAUCGGCCAUUCCAAGUGCAGAGCACGCAAACUCAAGUCUAAGCUGCAGCGUCAGGGCUGGUCCGAGGAGCAGCUGCUGGAGUGUUCCCGCAGCGAGGAGUCCCUGCUGGACAAGCUGCCCUGCCUCUACCGCAGCGUCAGCCCUGACUCAUGGUACGACAAAACCACUCUGCUCACCACCCUGCGCUCCAUCAUCUGGGAGGAGCAGAAGAAGAUUGUGUGGGUGGAGCCUGAUUUGUGGUGAUUUUUAGGGCAUCGGAGGCGUCAAUGUUUGUUGAUGAGGUACUGGUGGCUAAAUUGGACGUCUUUUGAAUUCCUUAUUUGAAGAAAAAAAUUAUGAUUUAGAAUAUUUGUAAAUGGAUAAAACGGAGAAGGUUUCCAGUAGGCAUUGCACACCUGGGCAUUAUGAGACAAGGGAAAUGGAUUGUGUGUGCAUGUGUAUCUAUGAUAGCUACCUAUACAUAUGACAUGUAAUGAAGGUAGUAUGAUGAGAUGUACCAGCACUUUGGUUUAGCUUCAUUAAGUUCCUGUUGUUUUUCCCAACCUAUAUUUACUUGAAAUUGUGUUUGGAAAACACUUUUUCAAUUAUCUUUAUUAUCAUAAAGAUAUUAUACUGUGUAUUGUAUUAUAUUAUAUACAGUAUAUAUAUAUAUAUAUAUAUAUAUAUAUAUAUAUUAUAUACAGGAUUUCAACAAACCUGUGAAACCAUAGUCAUUCCCAAGUCCCAACAGAAAUGUAAUGUAGAUAUUCCAGUCAAACUAUGUUGACUAACUGUCGGACAUUUUUUACGUUUCCAUACAAUGUGGGAUUUCAUUGCCUAUUCUGAAGUGUAAUGAUAGUAGGCGUUAUAUGGAUUUAUGUUGGAAGAUGUUUUUAAAGCAGUGGUAUUCAAAGUCUGGGUUAGGGACCCCUAUCGGGGUCAUGGGGGAACUGCAGUGAGGUCCGCCAAAAAUAAAAGGAUUAAUAAAAUAUACAAAUGAAGAGUACAGAUUGUUUUAUUCGACAAUAUAAAAACGUGAGAAAGGUCAUUUAAAAAAAUACAUUUGUAUUGAGUCAAUGUAUUUAUUGAUUUAUUUUCAUUUGGAUAAGAUAUGAAAAUGCAAUAAAUUGAAGGUUAUUUGAUUGACAGAUUUUAAGAUUGUAUCAACACAUUUGGGGUGGGGUUGCGAGAAAUGAUUAGGGGGGAAAUGGGGUCCUCAGAAUUUUUUGGAAUAACACUUUUUUAACGGGUGAAAAAAGUAACCGGUAUUAUGCCGUUAACUCGUUGUGUUCGAUGAUGUAUACAAUGACUACACAGAGCUCAGGUAUCAUUGGCCCUCAGUCACUCACUCUAGGAAUGAGAACGAAGAAUUGUCAAUCAGGGUUUUUCCUCAUGUGCAACGCGUAGGCCUACUUGAUUUAUGUCCAACCCCUCCCUCUCUCUUCCACCUACAUCCUCUCUUUAUGAUCUUUCCCUGCCCUCCUAAAGAACUACCAGGUAGAGUUUUAGGCACUGUCCCUGAGCCAGCUGUGUAAAACCUACUUAUUGUGUUCUGAGAUUUAUAUGCAUGUGUUAUGUCAGUUGUGCCAUCAUUUUUGGUAAGAAUGUUUAUGAUAAUUGCCAUCAUAGAUAUAGGCUAUGCGAUUCAUUAACAGAUGGUGGUGGAUUAGAGUUGUGGCAAUAAUUUAUUUUUAUUUUGUGUAAUUAAACAUUUUUAUGAUGCAUUUGUCUUGCCAUAUGAUUGUUGUGAAAUGUGUUUACAGAUGCAUUACAAUCUUUUGGAAAAACUGUUAUAAAAGAUGUAACUAUUUUGUAACUAAAUACAUUUAUCA
Oncorhynchus mykiss (rainbow trout) is the source of this 4857-nucleotide messenger RNA. The record is from RefSeq and is a predicted model, not a curated record. Lineage: Eukaryota; Metazoa; Chordata; Actinopteri; Salmoniformes; Salmonidae.